Messenger RNA from Mizuhopecten yessoensis (Yesso scallop), 498 nucleotides. Its product is annotated as ventral anterior homeobox 2b-like. Gene Ontology annotation, biological process: brain development; neuron differentiation; regulation of DNA-templated transcription. The transcript has 3 exons. The coding region runs from base 1 to 498 and encodes 165 amino acids. NCBI's taxonomy places the organism in Eukaryota, Metazoa, Mollusca, Bivalvia, Pectinida, Pectinidae. The record is from RefSeq and is a predicted model, not a curated record. Gene Ontology annotation, molecular function: DNA-binding transcription factor activity, RNA polymerase II-specific; DNA binding.
AUGGAUCAAACAUAUCUAAACAUUGGUUUGAUCAGUAGUUACCAUGGAGACAGCUCACGAGAGGAUGUUCCAUCACCUAGUCCAGAUUCGAAAUCGAAAUAUCCAGAAUACUGUAAAACAAUGGUGGUCCAGGAUUCCAAUGGUGUCAUGAAAGAGCUUGUGUUCCCUAAAGCCCUUGACCUGGACCGUCCCAAGCGGGCCAGGACCACUUUCUCCCCGGAACAGUUGUACCAGCUGGAGAGAGAGUUCCAGCGUAACCAGUACUUAGUAGGAAAGGAACGCACGGAGUUGUCCAAAAAUCUUCAGCUUUCGGAAACCCAAGUGAAAGUCUGGUUCCAAAACAGAAGAACAAAGUACAAACGAGAUCGAGGCCGUGAGGCGGAAGUUAGUGACAGUAAAGCAGAGAGCUUAGCUGCUUGUAACAUACUUAGGAUCCUACAAACUCGGGCUCCUACCUACCCAUCGCCACUCCUACCAACCUACGCCUACCCCUACUGA